Ciona intestinalis (vase tunicate) is the source of this 3329-nucleotide messenger RNA. The record is from RefSeq and is a predicted model, not a curated record. Lineage: Eukaryota; Metazoa; Chordata; Ascidiacea; Phlebobranchia; Cionidae.
UAUUAUCCACAGGUCUGGUAUCACAGCAAUUGCAAUAAUAAGGGCAGAGGUUGCUUCAAUACAAACCUCACUGAUUUUGGUGGUUGUUGUAUUUGGUACGAUGAGAACGGCUUACUCGGGGACAUUGAAUCUCAUCUGAAAAUAACAAUCGAACAAACAACCCCCAAAAUGGAAAUCCCCGUUGAUGAGUUUGAUGGGAAGGUUGUAUACGGCAGCAAGAGAUCAAAGUCCAACAUCUCCAAAUACAAGGAUCACACUGACAUACUGGCACCUAGUGUAAAGGAACUACAAGCGUUAGAGCGAUCUACACAAACCUCAUUUUUACAAAUGAGGAUGAAUAUGUCAAGAAUAUUAAAAGGAAAAUCAUAAUGUGUUGCAUUCGUGGUUUAGUUAUUUUUGAAGCUAAUUAGAGUGAAAUAUUUUUCAAUUUUUUUGGAAAUAUUAAAAAGUUGGCGAUUGUUUUGGUUUUGCUGCAUUCGUGUCUUAGUUAAUAUUAACUAAUUUUGAAUUGGUAACAUUUUUUUAGAAACAUUCUUGUUUAAAUUCUUAUAAGUUAGCAAUUGUGUAUGAAGGAUAUAAGUGUGAAACAUGGGGUGGAGUUUGCACCCAACACCCUGUACUUUAUCUCAUGGUGUGGAGUUUACACCCAAUUCAAUGGUCAAUACCAUUUACAUUUGUUUAACUUUCAUUCUAUUAACAAUUGUAAUGAAUCCAUCAUUUCAAUGUUUGCUGUGUAAACAGAACAUCCGCGUAACCCCUUUCUUCCUAAAUGGCAAAUAUUUGCCUUUUUCUUUGUUUGCUCUGCCACCUAACUCUUGCAGUUGCAUAAGUGAUGUGAUCGCUGUUGUUGUUCUGUAUGGUGUAGGCUAGCUAGUUUAUAAGUAGCAGAUUCAUAAGCGUGGGUAUUGUAAAACUAUCCUAGAUUUUUUGGUGCUAACUAAUUUACUAGAUAAAUAAUAGCAAGCAAUUCAGUUGUUCAUGUUAUAUAUCUGUUCUAAAAAUUAUUCUUUAAAUAAUAAAUAAAACUCUUUUUUUUAAUUUUGUUAAAAUAUCAUUUGCCUUUGGUUGUUCUAUUUAGCAUGAGCCUGGGGUUUGGGCCAGAGUUGGCUGAUGAACCAAAUGUUCUAUUCUAUAUGGGUGUUGGGUUCUGUAUUAUUAUCAUCCUCCCCUUUGUAUGUUGCCACCAUUUUCUGUUACCUAAUACUGUUCAAAAUAAUUUCUUUUUUUCAAGAAAACUACAUUUUUUACUUUAAAUCGUACUAGAAGUAAACGAUGUAUCUUACUAGUACAACAAUAUAUUAUCUCUAUCUUAUUUGCAAUUGCAAUAAUUCUGUUAUUCGAAGAAUAUUAUUUUCUGGUGAAACUGAUGUUACACUGUUUCUAUUUCAGAUGUUUUUUAUUUAAAAUUUUGAUCUAAGAUUUGUGGUGAAAAUGAACGUGAAGGAAUAUUUGCAGCGGAUCAAUUACUCGGGAGAUGUUGCCCCAACAUCCUCCAACCUCAGGAAGAUCUGUGUCGCUCAUAUGCUCGCUGUUCCUUAUGAAAACCUGGAUGUCUUCGGAGGCCCCCCGAUUACUAUUGAUCUGCCUAAACUGUUUGAAAAAAUUGUGAAGCAACGACGGGGCGGGUUCAACUUUGAGUUAAACCGAAUGUUUUGUUGGCUGUUACAAAAUCUUGGCUAUCAGGUUUCUUUGUACAAAGCUGACGUUUAUAACAUGAAGCUUGAUGCGUUCACUUACACACAACCUGCUUUAGUGGUGACAGUGGACGACGGCAGCAAAUAUUUCACCGAUAUUGCAUUUACAUGCGGUACUAGCUUAACGGAACCUCUUAACUUUGAAUACCUAACUGAACAAGCUCAAAAACUUGGGGUUUUCAGGUUACGAGAAUGCGGUAAAACAUCUUUCUACUUUGAGUUGAAAUGGUUCCAUGUAGUAGAUUCCACAGGCGAGGUAAACCCGGCAACGGACAUCGAGUUUUGCUUCGGUGAAAGUAAAUACAGAAGCAAGGGUUGGAUAAUACUUUAUAAGGUUUCUAUGGAUCGGCAAUGCACGUGGGACGAACUGGUUCCCGAAUUAGAAAGAUUUCUGAAUAAUAAUGAGAAGUGGAUGACACGGAACACGAUUUGCGCGAUUAAUAGAGGUUCAUCCGUAACUGUGUUAUGGGGGAAGUAUCUGAUACAAAAGUACAUACGUGAGGACCAGCAGAGGGGCGAUAACUUGACAGUUUCGCGAACUUUUAUGGAACUUUCGGAUUUCCCGGCGAUAUUGGAAAUAAUUCGCUGUGUAUUCGGGAUGAAAAGUUUCACCCAAGAGUUCACUCCGAUUGCAGAGGACAUCACAACAAGGCCUAUUGUGAUUUAUUGAUCAAUAAACUUAUUUAUUCUCGCGUAGCGGGGUAACGACAAUCAUUAUAACAUGGGUGUUCAGUUUCAUACACCUCGUACCCGCUUACAAGUUACCACGAAUAUAACUUGUUGUCCUCGUAUGGAGGGCAACAACAGCCAAUAUUAUAACACGAGUGUUCAGUUUUCUACAUCUCAUGUUUACGAGUUACCACUUUGUAACUUAUUUAUCCUCCUGUGGCUGGGCAACGACAGUCAAUGACAAUGUCUUUUCUAAAAACACAAACCAACAAUUGUGGCAACAUUGGGCCUUGAACCCGUAACCUCUGGCAGAAAGACAAACGCUCAAAAUACUCAGCUGAAUAAUGUCUUUUUUCUAAUCACCUAUUCCCUUCAUUGUUUUGUUCAAGUAGUUUUUGUAUAUUGAUAAACGUAUUUUAACAAAUGGGAUUUUACAAAUCUAGGCACUGGUGGGGGAAACAUCAUAAAAUGUUGUACUUCAAUCUGAAUAAACUUUUCAAUAUAGAUUGUGAAAAGUGAACCAAACAAGCUGUUGAAAUAUGAUAUUGGAUAUUCAUUUGUUGAAACAUCUGUUUAUAUGUAUUAUGUUAUAACUUACAAGUGAAUAUUAUAUAUUCCAUAUGGUUGUCCCACUGCAUGGCACAUCAUGGGACCUGAGAUUUAUCCCAGAGUUGGCCCAGAUUAUCACAUAAGUGAAAUCAAAUGUACAAAAUCACCUUGUUCACCAUUGACACAUAAUGUUCCCACAGACCUCAUAACUUUGUAAUUUCUUCAAACCAAUUUCCACAACUGCAACAAAAAAGAGCUUUAAAAACCUUUGAAAUUACUUUCUUUUAUUAUUAAUGAACUAAGCUGAAGUAAAACACUGUACAUGGGCUAUGUGUAUUUUAAGUUUGUGUUUUUAUUAAUUAAGUUUUUAUAUGUUGCUUACUGUGUAUCAAUAUGCAUUUGAAGUUCUCUGUCAAA